GUCCAGUUGUCGACGCUAGACGGUCACAGUGGGGCGGUCUGUGAGGAUUUUCAAAGAAAGACUUUUCACUUUGUUUUAAGUUUGAUUUUGUUUUAUUCAUUCAGUAUUAUAAGUAUAUAAACCAUGGCUUCCUCAGAUGUCGCUCGCCAGCCGGAUAAGAACAUCCGCCCGCUGAAUUUGGCUGGUCAUGUGGGCUUUGACAGUCUCCCCGAUCAGCUGGUCAACAAGUCCAUUUGUCAGGGAUUCUGCUUCAACAUCCUCUGCAUUGGUGAGACUGGUAUUGGUAAGUCGACUUUAAUGGACACUCUUUUUAACACAAACUUUGAGAACUUUGAGUCGUCGCACUUCGAGCCUCAGGUGAAACUCCGUGCUCAAACCUACGACCUGCAGGAGAGCAAUGUGCGCCUGCGCCUCACUGUGGUCAACACCGUCGGAUUUGGGGACCAGAUGAACAAACAGGAGAGUUACCAGCCAGUGGUGGACUACAUUGACAGACAGUUUGAAAGUUAUUUACAGGAGGAGCUGAAGAUCAAACGCUCACUGCACAACUACCACGACUCACGUGUCCAUGCCUGCCUCUAUUUUAUUUCCCCUUCGGGACAUUCGCUCAAAUCUCUGGACCUGGUCACCAUGAAGAAACUGGACAGCAAGGUGAACAUCAUCCCUGUGAUUGCUAAAGCGGACACCAUCAGUAAGAGCGAGCUGCACAAGUUUAAGAUCAAAAUCAUGAGUGAACUCGUCAGUAAUGGAGUUCAGAUCUAUCAGUUCCCCAUCGAUGACGAGACUGUGGCCAAAGUCAACACCUCCAUGAAUGGUCAUUUGCCAUUCGCUGUCGUAGGAAGUACAGAGGAAGUGAUGGUUGGGAAUAAAAUGGUGAAGGCCCGUCAGUAUCCUUGGGGCAUUGUACAAGUUGAAAACGAGAGCCACUGUGACUUCAUGAAGCUGAGGGAGAUGUUGAUCUGCGUGAACAUGGAGGACCUGAGAGAGCAGACUCACACGAGACACUAUGAGCUCUACAGGCGCUGCAAACUAGAGGAGAUGGGCUUCAAGGACACAGACCCCGAGUGCAAGCCUGUCAGUUUGCAGGAAACAUACGAGGCGAAGCGUCAGGAGUUCCUGUUGGAGCUGCAGAGGAGAGAGGACGAGAUGAGACAGAUGUUUGUGCAGCGGGUCAAGGAAAAGGAGGCGGAGCUCAAAGACGCUGAGAGAGAGCUACAGAGCCGUUUUGAGCAGCUGAAGCGGCUCCACGCAGACGAGAAGGCCACUCUGGAGGACAAGAAGAAAGCUCUGGAGGAGGACCAGGUCUCCUUCGGUAAAAGACGCGCAGCUGCUCAGCUCCUGCAGGGACAGAGCCUGACUGCCAAUGGCAAGAAAGACAAGGAUCGUAAGAACUCUGGCUUCAUGUAAAGAUUAUGGACCUGAAGUGAAGUCCAGUGACUGUCCCCAGAAUCAGUCCAACUCCAAAUAGCAUUGACUUUAUUUUUGCGCCAAAGUUAAGUUUAAAAACAAUAUGGACUCUUCCUUUGUGUUAUUUGUCUUCUAGUUUGUGGGUUUACAUGUUUUAAUAUUGUGUAUUUAUCUUUUCUUUUUAUAUACAGUUUAUCUUUUUUUUUCUUUUACCUCCUUACCUUUAUGUACAAAGAGGAACAUCUUAGCAGAGUUAGCCUCAGACCCUCAGUACUACACUCAUAAUAAUCAUACAGGGGCAUUUUAAUGACUCCUAUACAAUGUAAAGGGACCUGAUAUUAGUACACUUAGGGACAAACAAAUUUUUGUUGAAAGUUAUUUUACAAGGCAUUUUACUCUUUUAAAUACUUCUUUAAUAUGACUAUUUCCUUGAUCUAUAUUUUUGUAGCUUUAGUGGACCGUGGAAAUAUAUUGAAUUUUGCUACAGCUAUUCAUGAUCAUUUGUUUAAUUUUGAGAUUCUAUAGUGGCCAUUAGAGGAAGGCUUGAAUGGUGCGUUCAGAGGGAAUCUUUAAUACAAAAUGCUACACUAAUAACAAUGUGGCUUUGUCUGCAUUAGGUACAUGUUACAGAAUAUAUUUAUAUGUAUGUUUACUCUACUACACUGCCAGCCAACAGGAAACAAUGAGCGUAUUCAUGUCUGUGUUACCCUUUUUAUAUUAACGAUUGAGUGAUUUGCCUAAUAUUUUUCUGCACAACCAAAACACUACUUUGUGAUAUCACCUAAACUACAACUCAAAUCACAGCCAUGUUUCUGAACACUAGACUUGUUAGUGCCUUAUUAAUGAUGAUACAUCCACUGCAUGUACAAGUGAUGGUCACACAUACAUGCAGUGGAUCUGGAUCUGACGUACAUCCAGUGGAUCUGACCUGUGCCUCAUGUUACACUUGUGUUAAAAGAACAACAGUGUUAUUUGGGAGUGUUUUUAUUCUUUCUAAAUAAAUCAAGUAUUUUUGACAA
Periophthalmus magnuspinnatus is the source of this 2426-nucleotide messenger RNA. It is a transcript of the gene septin10, whose product is annotated as septin 10. The record is from RefSeq and is a predicted model, not a curated record. Gene Ontology annotation, cellular component: cell division site; septin complex; septin ring. The transcript is spliced from 10 exons. Lineage: Eukaryota; Metazoa; Chordata; Actinopteri; Gobiiformes; Gobiidae. Bases 124 to 1407 code for a protein of 427 amino acids. Gene Ontology annotation, molecular function: GTP binding; GTPase activity; molecular adaptor activity. Gene Ontology annotation, biological process: cytoskeleton-dependent cytokinesis.